AUGGAGAUGGUGUGGGUGAAGGAGGAGCCUCUGUGGGAAGCCGCGGCGGAGCCCGAGGGCUCCCCGGGACGCGCAGAGAACCCAGCCCCGCAUGACGAUGUUGCAGCCGCCCCACAGCCGGAGUCUGGAAUCGUGUCAGUAAAGCAGGAGCCCGUAUCAGAGGACGCCACAGGCGAGCCCGGCGAGGCCCAGUGUGGAGUGCAGCCACAGGAUGAGCUGGUUCAGGAACACGUUCGAGUCAAGAUUGAAGUGGAGUGUGUGAAGCGGGAGUCCGCGGGGGAGGGAGAGGGGCAGGGGGAGGAGGCGGAGGGUGGGAGCCGGACAGCCAGCGAGGGCGAGAAGGAGACCGCGCAGGAAGGGACACAAACACCGCAAGAGUCUGGUCAAGCACAAGAGCAAGCGCGCGACUCGCAACCGACCAAUCACGGUCAUGUGAGCCGCGGGCCCAACUCGUGCGAGAUCUGCGGCAAGGAGUUCAAGCAAUCCUACAACAUCAAGGCUCACAUGAGAAUACACAGCGGCGACAAACCCUACGCCUGCGAUAUGUGCGACAAACGCUUCAUGACGCCGCGCGACCUGAAGACACACGAACGGACGCACACCGGGGAAAAACCCUACAUGUGUAAGAUCUGUAAAAAAGUAUUUUCACAAUUGGGAAAUUUAAAGACACACGAGCGGACACACACGGGCGACAAACCACACUCCUGUAAAAUAUGCAAUAAAGAAUUUGCGGAGACGAGUAGUUUGAAAAAACAUGAGCGUAUUCACACUGGUGAAAAGCCGUAUUCGUGCGAAAUAUGUAGAAGAGAGUUCCGGUUAUCGAGUAUGUUAACUAAACAUAAAAGAGUUCACAUGGAAGAAAAACCAUACGCCUGUGGUUUUUGUAGCAAGCAGUUUGUGCUACAGGGAGAUCUACAAAUACAUGUCCGUAUACACACGGGUGACAGACCCUACGUGUGCGGAACAUGCGACAAGGAGUUUACACGACCGAAUACUUUGAAGCGACAUGAACGAAUUCACACAGGCGAAAAACUGUACUGCUGUGAAGUCUGUCAAAAAGAGUUUACUAAUUCCAGUGAUUUAAAAAAGCAUCGGCGAAUACACACUGGUGAAAAGCCGUACUCAUGUGAAAUCUGUAAAAAAGAGUUUACGGGCUCGAGCAGUUAUCACAGGCAUAAACUAGUUCACACAGGGGAGAAGCCGUAUUCGUGCGAGAUUUGCCAUAAGGAGUUCAGGCAAACGAGUAGUUUAAAGGAUCAUUUACGAAUCCAUACCGGUGAAAAGCCUUACGUGUGUGAUUUAUGUAAUAAAGACUUUAGGGAAUUGAGCGGUCUAAGAAGGCAUAAACGAACUCACACGAGGUAAAACUGUUGGAGUGUGAAUAAAAUGUUCUUUUAACAAAUCACGAAGGUUUUAAUUGAAUGCCGUGUCGAUGCCACUAUAGCCUGUAAA
Molecule: messenger RNA, 1452 nt
Organism: Cydia fagiglandana
Lineage: Eukaryota; Metazoa; Arthropoda; Insecta; Lepidoptera; Tortricidae
Product: zinc finger protein 664-like
Exons: 4
Coding region: 1-1365 (454 amino acids)
Biological process (GO): regulation of transcription by RNA polymerase II
Cellular component (GO): nucleoplasm
Molecular function (GO): DNA-binding transcription repressor activity, RNA polymerase II-specific; RNA polymerase II cis-regulatory region sequence-specific DNA binding
Source: RefSeq, a predicted model, not a curated record